Coturnix japonica (Japanese quail) is the source of this 4720-nucleotide messenger RNA. RefSeq names its product neuroligin 4 X-linked (gene NLGN4X). The record is from RefSeq and is a predicted model, not a curated record. Lineage: Eukaryota; Metazoa; Chordata; Aves; Galliformes; Phasianidae. Gene Ontology annotation, molecular function: neurexin family protein binding. Gene Ontology annotation, cellular component: membrane.
UGUUCGGAGGCAUUUUGCUGCAAUCAGCUAUUUGGAAAGGCUCUGGGGUUCUGUGUGAGAUGUUUACAAAGUAGCUCUCUGCCUUACAGCCAAAUAAACAGAAGAGUGUGGAGGAGAGAAGGGAAAAAAAUAUCUGCAGUACAGGGGGAGAGAGAGAGGAAGAGCGAAGCCACAGUUUUCUGCCAGCGCGGAGAGGAGCAAGAGCGGUGCCUCGUGCCCUGUGUGCGCCGUGCUUUGCAGGGGGACACAAAACCAACACGUCGGGUUUUGGUUAACCACUUCCCCCGCCGCCGCCACGGCCACAGAAAGGAAAAAGGGGACGGAGGAGGAUGGGGGGGAAGAGAGAGGAAGGCGGCCCUUUAGAGAUCUUGGCUCGUCUUGGAUUAAGCGGUUCACCCGCGGGAAUGUUUGUGCUGUUACUAAAAUGACGACAUGCUGCCUCCUUUGGGGGGAUUCUGAAGGUUUCUCAAAGAUACAACACAGUGGCUGAGUGGACUGCACUUAACUGAAAGGAGUCAUUUUGCUGGGGAAGUCGAGUAACUGCGGUUCUCUCCUCGCUCUACUGGCUGGGACGUGCUGUGCACUGUCUGGAUUAAGUUGACACUCAAGUCUGGGAUGGGCCUUGGGGAUAAACACUCCCUGGUUUCUAUUGACUUUGGAAUUUGUCUAUAGCCAAUCAACCAAGUCACACAUCAGAUUUUGUUUUUUCACUGCCUGAGAAAGGUUAUGAUAUUUUCAAAUAGUUUUUUUUUUAUUAAUAAUUUUCAUUUUCUUUGACUCAUUUUUCUACUGGUUGUGGGGAAAAAAAAAAGAGUCCUGCUGAUGUUGAUUUAAAUAAUGUCGAAACCAAUGGGACUCCUAUGGCUGCCUUUGAUCUUCACUCCAGUGUGUGUCAUGCUGAAUUCCAACUUCCUUCUAUGGAUAACUGCACUGGCUAUAAGAUUUACCCUUAUUGAUGGCCAAGCACAAUACCCAGUGGUUACCACAAAUUACGGCAAAAUACGUGGUUUAAGAACACCUUUGCCCAAUGAAAUCCUUGGUCCAGUGGAACAGUAUCUGGGUGUUCCUUAUGCCUCUCCUCCAACUGGGGAAAGGCGAUUUCAGCCCCCAGAGCCACCAUCAUCUUGGACAGGUGUCCGUAAUGCCACACAAUUUGCUGCUGUCUGCCCACAGUACCUGGAUGAGAGGUCACUGCUCAACGACAUGCUGCCAGUCUGGUUUACAGCCAAUCUGGAUACUGUGGUGACAUAUGUUCAAGAUCAGAAUGAAGACUGCCUGUAUUUGAAUAUCUACGUGCCCACAGAAGAUGGAGCCAACACAAAGAAAAGCGCAGAUGAUAUAACCAGUAAUGAUCGUGGUGAAGAUGAAGACAUUCAUGAUCAGAACAGCAAGAAACCAGUUAUGGUCUACAUUCAUGGCGGAUCUUACAUGGAGGGUACUGGCAACAUGAUUGAUGGGAGCAUUCUCGCAAGUUAUGGAAAUGUCAUUGUUGUCACCCUCAAUUACAGGCUGGGGGUAUUAGGUUUUUUAAGUACUGGAGACCAAGCUGCAAAAGGCAAUUACGGAUUGCUUGACCAAAUCCAGGCUUUGCGUUGGAUUGAAGAAAAUAUUGGAUCUUUUGGAGGAGACCCAAAAAGAGUAACUGUUUUUGGAUCUGGUGCAGGCGGUUCAUGUGUCAGUCUUCUGACACUCUCUCACUAUUCAGAAGGUUUGUUCCAAAAGGCAAUCAUACAGAGUGGAACAGCCUUGUCCAGCUGGGCAGUGAACUACCAGCCUGCCAAGUAUACUCGGAUAUUGGCAGAUAAAGUCGGCUGCGACAUGCUGGAUACCACUGAUUUGGUUGAAUGCCUUCGGAAUAAGAACUACAAAGAACUCAUUCAACAGACCAUCACUCCAGCCACGUACCACAUUGCCUUUGGGCCUGUGAUAGAUGGAGAUGUGAUUCCAGAUGACCCUCAGAUUCUCAUGGAGCAAGGCGAAUUCCUUAACUAUGAUAUAAUGCUGGGUGUGAAUCAAGGGGAAGGUUUAAAAUUUGUGGAUGGCAUUGUAGACAAUGAAGAUGGUGUUUCUCCCAAUGAUUUUGACUUCUCUGUCUCCAAUUUUGUGGACAAUCUAUAUGGUUAUCCAGAAGGGAAAGAUACACUCCGAGAAACCAUUAAGUUCAUGUACACGGACUGGGCAGACAAGGAAAACCCUGAAACAAGACGAAAGACCCUGGUAGCGCUUUUUACUGACCACCAGUGGGUUGCUCCUGCUGUUGCCACUGCUGAUCUGCAUGCCCAGUAUGGAUCUCCAACGUAUUUCUAUGCAUUUUAUCACCACUGCCAAAGUGAAAUGAAACCAAGCUGGGCUGAUUCAGCUCAUGGUGAUGAAGUCCCUUAUGUGUUUGGCAUCCCCAUGAUUGGCCCAACAGAACUGUUUCCCUGCAACUUCUCCAAGAAUGAUGUCAUGCUCAGUGCAGUAGUGAUGACAUACUGGACAAACUUUGCCAAAACUGGAGAUCCAAACCAGCCUGUUCCACAAGACACAAAGUUCAUCCAUACAAAACCCAACCGCUUUGAAGAAGUAGCCUGGUCCAAAUACAAUCCUAAAGAUCAGCUUUAUCUGCAUAUUGGCCUGAAACCUCGAGUUCGUGAUCACUACCGAGCAACAAAAGUUGCUUUCUGGUUGGAGCUUGUGCCACACCUUCACAAUCUGAAUGAAAUUUUUCAAUAUGUUUCCACAACAACUAAAGUACCCCCUCCUGACAUGACAUCAUUUCCUUAUGUUACUCGACGCUCUCCUGGUAAAUUGUGGCCAGCCACCAAACGCCCAGCAAUGACGCCUGCCAACAAUCCCAAACAUUCAAAAGACACUCACAAAACAGCUCCUGAGGAUACAACAGUUCUGAUAGAAAACAAACGAGAUUACUCCACAGAGCUGAGUGUCACCAUCGCCGUGGGAGCAUCAUUGCUGUUCCUCAAUAUUUUAGCUUUUGCUGCAUUGUAUUACAAGAAGGACAAGCGGCGUCAUGAGACUCACAGGCGCCCUAGCCCCCAGAGGAACACAACCAAUGAUAUCGCACGCAUACAAAAUGAAGAGAUCAUGUCAUUACAGAUGAAACAGCUGGAACAUGACCAUGAGUGUGAAUCGCUGCAGGCCCACGACACCCUGAGACUAACCUGUCCACCUGACUACACGCUUACUUUGAGAAGGUCUCCAGACGACAUUCCACUCAUGACUCCCAACACCAUAACCAUGAUCCCAAAUACAUUAACAGGAAUGCAGCCUUUGCAUACUUUCAACACCUUCAGUGGAGGACAAAACAGUACGAAUUUGCCCCAUGGACAUUCAACCACUAGGGUAUAGCUCAGCCCUUCCCCCUCACAAGCCACCUGGAAGAAAGAAAGGAAGAAAAAAAAAACACAACAAAACAAAACAAACAAACAAACAAAAAAACCAAGAAGAAGAGGAUAAAGUUAUAAUACCAUUCAUUGAACAUCUUGUCCAAAUAUUAAAUAAAAACAAGUAAAAGAGAAGGAAAGUCAUUAUUUUCUUACUGUUCCUUCCCAAAGAAACUCUGAUGUUAAAGAUCAAGUAUAAACCCUGUGAAAUGUGAAAAGUGUACAUUGCUGUUACAAUUCUGCUUUAAGAUCUCAAACCCUUUAAUUGAAAGUUGAGGCCAGAAUAAGUCACUUAAAACGAUGUUUUGAGCAUAACAAGCAAACAGACUCUUCUGGAACACAGAGCCAGAGACUGUACAGAUGUUCUGGUUUUGGCUUUUUUUUUUUUUUUUUUUUUUUAAAUAUUUUUUUUUUUUGUUUAGUUGGUUUUUGUUUGGUUUCUUUUUAAUAAAUAAAAUUUAAAAAAAAAAUCUUUAUGUGCCAUAUGAUGAAUGGCCCUUGGUAAAACAAAGACAUCAUCACGGGCUUUUACCCAGCAUAUGAAGCUGUAAUCCAGAUGGGGGAAAUAGAAUUUUAUUAUUAAUAGCAAAAAUGGAAAAAAAAAAAAAAAAAUAGAGAAGGACUGACUAUGCAGUAAAAUACGUAUAGUUCUGUGCAUAGAGGUGACUUGCCAGCCUGAACUAUAUUUAAAGAAACUUUGUAAAAAUGUACAUAGAUGUGCGUUUAAAAACAACUACAAAAAAGAAGAAGCUUUUAUUGAUGUUUUCAGUUUGAAAAGAGCUUUUAGAAAGAUUGUGCAUUCGGUUGUGACCUAUGUGUAUAUACAUUAGUCAUAUCACCUCUGUUUCCUCCAAGGCCAAGGGAGGAUUUUCUUCUUAAUUACUAGCUGUAAACAAAAAACAUGCGGUUUUUCUAACAUUUCAUUUAUAUGAGGCCAUGAUGUCAUGCAGAGGAUGAAGUUGUCUGUGUGACCUGCAUAUUUUCUCUUACAGGUUACACUUGUGCAUGUUAAAGUAUUCAUAGGAGACUGCUGUUCUUUUCUGAAACCUUUUAUUUUUUAUUUUUUUUUAAUUUUUAUAAUUUAAUUUUGUGUUUGCUUUUGUUAAAUUGCAACACAGCAAUGGAUAUGAAAAUGGAAAAUAAUACAAAACAAACAACAACAACAACAACAAAAAACAACAAUUAGUAUCAUAAGCUUGUUGAACUGAACCAAGAGAGAUAUCCAGUAAUUUGUGUUCAAAGAGUCCAGUUUGUUGUUCUUGGUUAUUGAGAUAAAUUAUAAAUUAUGAGUUAUGAUAAAUUAUGAGUUUUUGCCCCCACAGCAGCAACAAAAAAAA